UGUGCAGGGCGUCAAAACAUUGGCACUCCUUCGAUAUAAAGUUGUUUUUGACAAAAAUUAAAACGUGCCAGUAUGUCACUUUCACGCGGUUGGAGUAAUGGCAUGUUCAACUCCUUAAUAUAUUGGCUCGCAUCUAGGUUGUGCCUUUCGAUUGCGAGAAAAUGAACAACUAAGGAAGAAUGUUUCCUUUCUCUCAUUGACUUCUCAAACCCCAAAACUCGGCCUGGUCUGUUUCACCAGCGUUCCCUGGGUUAGAAGCUCUGUGAUUAUACUGCGCAUUACGCAAAGACGUGCGUGCCAUUUGCCGCGCCUCUUCCCGAACAGAGUCACUGCUGCGCAGACACAGAUUGGCUUGUCAAAGUACGCGAAACAACUCCCUUCAACUGCUAACUCCCUUCCUUUGAAUAGCAACCCAUCAGAUACCGUGUUUUAUAGACGUGAUUCCAGUACAUAAUAGUAAAAGUUAUUCAAUUAACAGUUUAAAUAGCAUUGGUUUCGUAUCCGCAAGGUGAGCGGUGAAAACGUUGAAGCACCCACUCAUUUGGAAUAGCCUACUAGACCGGAAAAUGGUUCUCAAAUCGGAAGACGGAGUCGUGCCAGAUGACCUCACCCCUGAGGAGCAGCAUGAGCUGGAAAACAUCCGCCGACGCAAGCAAGAGCUGCUGGAAGACAUUCAGCGUCUGAAGAAUGAGAUAGCAGAAGUGACCAGUGAGAUCGAGAACCUGGGUUCCACAGAGGAGAGGAAAAACAUGCAGAGGAACAAACAAGUGGCCAUGGGCCGAAAGAAAUUCAACAUGGACCCUAAAAAGGGGAUUAAGUUCCUGAUUGAGAACGACCUGCUUAAGCACACCAGCUCUGACAUCGCCCAGUUCCUGUACAAGGGGGAGGGGCUAAACAAGACCGCCAUCGGAGACUACCUUGGGGAGAGAGAUGAGUUCAACCUCCAGGUCCUCCAUGACUUUGUGGAGCUCCAUGAAUUCACCGACUUGAACCUGGUCCAGGCCCUGAGACAGUUCCUGUGGAGCUUCCGGCUGCCUGGCGAGGCCCAGAAGAUCGACCGCAUGAUGGAGGCUUUCGCCCAGAGAUACUGCCAGUGUAACCCUGGCGUCUUCCAGUCCACAGACACCUGUUACAUCCUGUCGUUUGCCAUCAUCAUGCUGAACACCAGCCUCCACAACCCCAACGUGAAGGACAAGCCGGCCGUGGAGCGUUUCAUCUCCAUGAACAGAGGAAUCAACGAUGGAGGAGACCUUCCAGAGGACCUGCUCAGGAACCUGUAUGACAGCAUCAAGAACGAGCCCUUCAAAAUCCCUGAGGACGAUGGGAACGAUCUCACACACACCUUCUUUAACCCAGACCGGGAGGGCUGGCUGCUUAAACUGGGGGGACGCGUCAAGACCUGGAAGAGAAGAUGGUUCAUUCUCACGGACAACUGUCUGUAUUACUUUGAGUAUACCACUGACAAAGAGCCCAGAGGGAUCAUUCCACUGGAGAACCUCAGCAUCCGAGAGGUUGAGGACAAGAAGCCUAACUGCUUUGAACUCUUCAUCCCAGAGAACAAGGACCAGGUGAUCAAGGCCUGUAAGACGGAGGCGGACGGCAGAGUGGUGGAGGGGAACCACACCUUCUACAGGAUCUCUGCUCCCACCACGGAGGAGAAGGAUGAGUGGAUGAACAGCAUCAAAGCUGCCAUCAGCAGGGAUCCCUUCUAUGAGAUGCUGGCUACCCGCAAGAAGAAGGUCUCCUCCAUGAAGAGACACUAGAGCUGCUCAGGACUCCUCCUCUUCCCCCCGUUGAGAGAGUUUGGACCCAUCCUGCUGAGACCCUGAGACUUGUGUUUUCAGGCCUGGGGAUGGGGUUGGGGAAGGGGCUGCAGACUGGGGGUUGGGGCAGGGGCUGCAGACUCGGGGUUGGGGCCUCUUGCCUCGGUCAGCAUUUCUCUGGGAUAGGCUCUAGCUUUGGGAUUCCACAGACCGACCAACAGGACAGGGUGCAUGCUGUCCUGCCUCCCCCUCCUCCUCUUCCCCCUGCUCCUGUCUCUGUGGCUGAAUGCUCUCCGUCUCUCUCUAAACUCUUUGCUGUGUGUAUUUUGGGAGGAAGGGGUCUAUCGCUUUCUGGGUAAAAUGGAUCCCCUCCCUCAAAAAGACAUGUGCACACACACACACUAAUGUCGUACACUGAAGUCAUACACACACACACACACACACACACACACACAAAACACACACACCUCAUCUAAACUCAGCAGGUCUGAUGGAGUUGUUGUGGCAUCCCAACCAAAAUAUUCUUACUAGCUUUCAAAAGGAAAGGUGAGAUGCUUUUCUGUAUACGUUAAUAUGAUGGGCAACGUGUGUUUGUAGAGCUUACUACUGUAUAUAUUUCCCUCAGAAUCUUGAGCUUUUGGGUUUCAGUUGUAGUUUUUGAUAACGUUUUUAGAAAGACUGAGGGGGAAUGGGUUAUAUUGCCAACCGACAAUUUUUUUGAAACGAGAAUAAACUUUUUUGAAGUCUUUCUGUCAAAGUUGCCUCUCAGGAGAUUGUUACUUGGCUCUGGAUCGGUCUGUAUCAGGAUAAACCUAGACUCUGUCCAAACUGUCACUCAGUAACUGAAGGAAGAGUUCAUUUACAAUGAGUUUUUAAAAUGAACAUAAUUAAAUGAGCAUGUUUGCCAUUACAUUUGCCUGUUUAUAUGCACAUAAUCUGUGACAAUAAUUGAGCUUUGACAGCUAUAUUCCUCCAUAGCUGUUUGCCCCUGACUCUUUGUUGUUCAUAUGUAUCCCCAGUUGUUUGACAGCAGUUUAGACGUGCUAACUGAAAACACACUCCGAAACACGGUUGUUAAACACAGUGUCGUGUUCAUUAGGCACCGAAACGGAAGAACGGGGACGGAAAAAGGUGGGGACUAACUUGACUUGUCCAAUAAGAUGUGUUCAUUUUCGUUUUCUGUUGUGUGCACUAAUGUACACUUCCCUGAUGAGUGGUUUGCACAUGGUCUUAGUGUGGGAUUAUGGGCGAGGGCUCAGCUAUCGCACUUCAUUUCCUGUUGGACUUGGAGGUCCAUUCAGGGGACUAGAGAGUCUGUCAGCGGGAGUGUCUGUGUAUCUGUCAGUCAGUACGGGCCACAACUCAGGGGCUCACAGAGAUUUGAGGUGUCUGGAAAUUGAGGUAUUGUCCUCAUCUGCCCUGUCCCUUUAUUCUGUCCUCUUUUCUCUUCACUUCUCUCUUUCCUUGUCUUUCACGCAUCUCUCUUUUUCCUCUCAUAUUCUCCUCUCUCUUUCUCUCGCUCACUCUCUGUAAAUGUAACAUACACACAAGAUAAUUGAACAAUAAUCACAUUUGAUGGUGUACAACUGACUAGGUAUCCCCCUUUCCCAGUAUCCUAUUUCCUAUUCAUUGUCUACCUGACACUCCCAAUGAAAUGUGUCCUAUCAUGCUGCUGGUUAGCUAAUUCACAAAGAUGCUCUUUCUAAGUGGAGCUGGUUAUUUUUACCUCUUAAAUGCAACAAAGAUGCCCUCACCUAUCUUUUUAUCCUAUAGGAGUACUCUUAAAUGUCCUUCCUCAUUUGCAGACACAGUAUAAAAUGCUAGAACAAUCCAGGUUUCACCUUCUUCAACCCACACUCACCAUCCUAAAGCAUUGGAAUAGCUAUCUCACUUAUUUCAGAUAACUGUUGCAUCCUUUACUGUACUAGGAAUACAGUAAUAAUACCUGUAAGACAAACAACGCCUAGGAAUACAGUAAUAAUACCUGUAAGACAAACAACGCCUAGGAAUACAGUAAUAAUACCUGUAAGACAAACAACGCCUAGAAAUACAGUAAUAAUACCUGUAAGACAAACAACGACUAGGAAUACAGUAAUAAUACCCGUAAGACAAACCAAGCCUGGGCAGUGGACUGUCCGUUCCUAGAGUUGGAACACCCUGGAAUGUUUGGAUUGGAUUUGAGACAAAACACAGCUGUUGAUCAGGAAUGUACCACUAUGCUCCAUAGGGGUGAACUACUCUGAUCAGGAAUGUACCACUAUGCUCCAUAGGGGUGAACUACUCUGAUCAGGAAUGUACCACUAUGCUCCAUAGUGGUGGAACUACUCUGAUCAGGAAUGUACCACUUUGCUCCAUAGUGGUGGAACUACUCUGAUCAGGAAUGUACCACUAUGCUCCAUAGUGGUGGAACUACUCUGAUCAGGAAUGUACCACUAUGCUCCAUAGUGGUGGAACUACUCUGAUCAGGAAUGUACCACUAUGCUCCAUAGUGGUGGAACUACUCUGAUCAGGAAAGUACCACUACUCUGUGAUCAGUGCCUGGCAAGUCAGUUAAGAACACAUUCUUAUUUUCAAUGACGGCCUAGGAACAGUGGGUUAACUGCCUUGUUCAGGGGCAGAACGACAGAUUUGUACCUUGUCAGCUCGGGGGUUUGAACUCGCAACCUUCCGGUUACUAGUCCAAUGCUCUAACCACUAGGCUACGCUGCCGCCCCGAAUGUACCACUAUGCUCCAUAGUGGUGAACUACUCUGAUCAGGAAUGUACCACUAUGCUCCAUAGUGGUGAACUACUCUCCCAGUGCAAGACCUCUUAAGUUAGCUUUGGUCUACAUGAUGUGUUUUUAAAGUGGAAUCAUACAUGGCAUCACAAUUGCAUCCAGCAAAUGCAGCUUUAUUUGUGCGUAAAACCUUCUCUACUCUGUGAUCAGUGCCUGGCUGUCUGUUAUUCAUGUUUUUCCUCAUUUAUGGAGGCACAUUCAUGCCAAAAAUAAAGAAGCAUUGAUAUUGACAAAUUAUUCAUCAGUAUUAGUUUUAUUUCAAUAUUUGUUUUGUGCCAAGAAUCUGCUUCCAUAGCACAUAGCCCUGUUUCCCUGAUUAGUUUAUCCUAGCCUCGUCUCAGCAGACUGCUUAUAGAGAUGACCAGGAAACAGCUAAUAAAACAAUCAGAAAUCUAGACAGAAUUUGGUUACUGGUUAUUUAUCAAGGUUGUAUAUACUUAAAUGUAUAGUGGAUUUAUCUGUUUUUUCAUGUUAUUUUGGAGUUUUAAUGUAGCAAUAUGAUGUUAUUAUUAGCCAUUUUUCUUUUUGUUUCAUAGUGUUUGAUUUGAGGUUUCUAUCAUUGCCAUGUAAUCAAAAGCUGAAAUAAAGUAAAGACUAGCUUGUCACUACGGC
Oncorhynchus kisutch (coho salmon) is the source of this 5153-nucleotide messenger RNA. RefSeq names its product cytohesin-1. NCBI's taxonomy places the organism in Eukaryota, Metazoa, Chordata, Actinopteri, Salmoniformes, Salmonidae. The transcript has 13 exons. Bases 567 to 1763 code for a protein of 398 amino acids. The record is from RefSeq and is a predicted model, not a curated record. Gene Ontology annotation, molecular function: guanyl-nucleotide exchange factor activity. Gene Ontology annotation, biological process: regulation of ARF protein signal transduction.